Molecule: messenger RNA, 3472 nt
Organism: Polypterus senegalus (gray bichir)
Lineage: Eukaryota; Metazoa; Chordata; Cladistia; Polypteriformes; Polypteridae
Gene: c5h5orf22
Product: chromosome 5 C5orf22 homolog
Exons: 9
Coding region: 210-1538 (442 amino acids)
Molecular function (GO): nucleic acid binding
Source: RefSeq, a predicted model, not a curated record
GGUAUGAAUUAAAGGCUGGACAGCGUUUAGCCAAUCGCGGCUCUUUAAAUGAAGUGUAACGUUAUACUUUACCGUUCCAUAAAAACCAUAGAAAUAAUGUUCCGUGGUGGUGGUAGGUACAGUAGUAGUAAAUGUAGUUCUGAGGUUAAUUGUUAUUAACAUAAAGUAUAGAACAAAAGCAAAGCAAAAUAUAAACGAGAAACGAAAAUAUGAGUGGCAGUGCUGUAUUACGUUCAUAUAAGGAUCUGCCUGUGUGGAUAGUUGAGGAUCAUCAUGAGGUUCUGCCUUUCAUCUACCGUGCAAUUGCCUCCAGGCAUUUACCUUUAAGUAACAUUGCCAUGGUUCACUUAGAUUCUCACCCUGACCUGCUCAUUCCUGUGAAUAUGCCAGCUGAUACUGUUUUUGAAAAAGAGAAGCUGUUUAGUGAACUGAGCAUUGAAAAUUGGAUAAUGCCGGCAGUUUAUGCAGGGCAUUUAUCUCACGUUCUGUGGCUUCACCCAUAUUGGGCACAACAAAUUGCGGAAGGUGAGCACAAGUUUUUUGUGGGAAAAGACUCCUCUACAACUACUAUCAGGGUUUCAUGUAAAGAUAAUUACUUUUUAAGUGAUGGACUCUAUGUUCAUGAAAGUCACCUGGAAAAUAAAAAGAAUUUGCAAUUGGAUGUAAUUCAAGUUAAUUUGAAUAACAAUGCUGUCUUACAAGAUGACAAGACUGAAAAUUAUGCAGCAAAGCGAAUUAAAUUGGACAGCUCAAAAACUUCCCAUUCAUUGAGAAGUGAAAUAGCUGCAGUAGAGCCUAGCACUUUGAGUUGCAUAAGUGAAGCAGCAGAGGGCACUAAACACAAUGACAUCGAAAACCUUGCCUCACCACAGACAAAUGCAAUUGAUGUGACAAACCAGGACAGUAAAAAGAUCCUCAGCAUCGUAGAGCAAGCAAAAGCCUAUAUUCUUGACAUUGACCUGGAUUUCUUUUCUUGUAAAAAUCCCUUUAAGGAAUUAUAUACACAGGAAGAAUAUAAGAUAUUGCAAGAUCUGUAUUCUUUCAAAAUACCUGAAGGUGAUCCAGACGAGGAGACCUUGACAGACUGUGUGGAAUGUCGUGUACGUCAGUUAGAAGAUUUAGAAGCAGCUUUUGCUGAUUUGGUUGAAGAUGACAGUGAAGACAUUUUGAAAAAAUGGGCUGAACACCCAGGGAUGGGCUCACUUUCCCUGCUGGUUCACAGUUUGAAGAGCAGAAUGGACUCGCCCGAUUAUGAAAUGGUGCAUCAAGCAGGCCUAACAUGUGAUUACUCUGAGCUGCCACAUCACCCAAGCACUAAUGAAGAGAUUACUUGUUUAAUACAGUCUACACAGUCCUUGUUAAGAAAUAUGCCUAAGCCAACAUUAGUAACAAUUUCAAGGUCUAGUAUGGAUGAGUAUUGUCCUGCAGAAAAAGUAGACUACAUUCAAAAUGCAGUACUUAACAUGCUUCAAUCACUUUAUGGUGCUGUAGAUGUUCAUUUAGAAUAUGUUACAGACACUUCAACUUCUGACCUCUAAUUUGUUGUUUUAAAAAUAAUCACAGCAAUAAGAGGCUAGUUGUAUCCUGCAAAGAUUUCUCAAGAUGUUGUCAUCUGAAGGCUGAACAGACUGGUAUGUACAGUUUGGAAUUGGUUUUCUAACCUUUAUCUACAAUGAGAUUACAGUAAAAGACACUUGUGUAUCAUCCUUCUGUCAGGGAAAGGACGCUGGACUAAAUUAAGAAUCACUGCAUAAAAGUCAGGUGGAUCACGUAUACACAUUAAAAUUUACAGCAUUGCUUACAGGCACACAUGCUAAUAUUUGAACUAAGAGUGUAAACAAUACUCCAAAAUAAUACAUUAAUUGUGUUGAGAUAAUGUAAUGUCUCUAGAGGUUUGCUUCCCUUGAUCACUGUUUGGCCUGCUUUAAGCAGGCAGUCUUGGUGUGGUAAUUGUGUCUUACAAAGGUGAAUCAGUACGUAAACCUUUUUUUUUCUUUUUAAGAUGACCUUGUAUAUUGAUGUUAAUGUUUUAUUUUUUCUGUCAACUACUAUUUGAGUACAAGCAGGUUUAAAAUGUGUUUAAUACAAAAUAAUCAUCUUUUCCUUAUAUCAAAAUAUGUACCAAUAGAGCUACACACAAGUGAUACAUAUUUAGGAAACUAAAAUAAAGAAAUUCAAUUCAUGUGUAAUUUUAGUCUAGUAGUUUUCUUUUGUGGAUCCAUUAUUGAGUGUUGUUACCUCACAAGUCAAAUUCCCCAGGUUGAAAGCUCAGUUGCUCAUGUUCUCCCCAUGUUUGACCGGAUUUGUUUCCAGGUGUUACUGUUUUCCUCACUAUUCUAAAAAAGACAUGCAUGUUAGGGGUCAAAAUGGAAAUGCCAAUUAACCUGUCUAAAACUUUGUGUGUGUGUCUGCACAGUUCAUAGUUAUUUGCCUUACAUCCAGUGCUACUGGGUCUCCAACUCCGAUGACCCUAAAUUGGGUUAAAAAUGUUAGGUUACGUUAUAGUAUGCUGUGUUGUCUUGUGUAUUUGUUAGUUGGGCUCUUUUUAUUAAGGGUUAAAGAUUUUUUUUUAUCUAGUAGGCUCAAUAGGAUUUAUGGUACAACAAUCCUAGGAUAAUUAAUCAAAAUGGUACAGGACAGGAGAAAUGAGGAACAUUUAAAAAGUAACUUCGGAAAAGAGGGCAAUGGGUGAGGUUUUCUCUGGGUUUCUUCCUUUAUCCUCAAAGACACACAGGUUAGGUGAACUGUUAACUUUAAACUGGACCUGGCAUGAGUGAACAUGGGUGUGCACUUGUGUGUCCAUGUGCAUGUACUUUGCAACCUUCCAGCACCCGGUCCAGGGUUAGUUUUGGUUAUGUAUCCAUUACCUUCAGAAUAGGCUUCUGCACUCCACAACCCUGAACUGAAAUGCAUUUAUCUGAGAAUGUAUUUAUAUACUUUUGAAAAAGGUUGGAUCCAAUGGAUAAAAUGUUUCAGUUAUCGUUAUAAAUUAACAGGAAAAGUGGAGAAUAAUGGCUACUGGUGUGUGCAGAUGACAUGCUCUAUUUUUGGUGCAAGAUAAAAAUAGAUAAUGAGAAAAGGUAUACCACUGUACUGCCAUGGGAGAGUAAAAAUGUACAUGAAAUGGGAUUCCCUUGAAAAAUAGCCACCAAUUAAAUUUUGUUGUACUGUUUAUACUUUAUGCCUAUUUAUCUAAUGGUAAUAAAUAAUUAAAAAAGAAAGCCUGUAACUAAUGUCCUGAAGAAGGAGUAUGUGUUAAAAGUUUUUCAAAUGCCUGACAUGUAUUGUGAAAAUGUUUUGAAAGCCUUUUCUGUACUGUCUAUUACUUUAUUCAUAGGGUCUUUCUCUUUGUUAUCAGAGUUUUCAUUCAGCUUUGAGCUACCUAAUAAUUAUCCUACCUCUAUCCAGAAAGUUAAAAGUGUCUGUGACAUGUCUUCCUGACAAAGUGGAAUGAGCAGCCUCGCAUGAUAAU